This is a messenger RNA of Glycine soja, 1531 nucleotides long. Its product is annotated as F-box protein At1g70590-like. Lineage: Eukaryota; Viridiplantae; Streptophyta; Magnoliopsida; Fabales; Fabaceae. Bases 88 to 1071 code for a protein of 327 amino acids. The record is from RefSeq and is a predicted model, not a curated record. The transcript has 4 exons. Gene Ontology annotation, molecular function: protein binding.
CGCGUGAAGAAGCGAAUUACCGAUACCACCCAUUCACCAACGCACUCUCUCUUUCUUUCUUUCUCUCUGACACUCACUCUGCAGCAGAUGAAGCACCGAACAUGGCCUCGCGCCUUCUCCUCCCUCCCUUUCUCCAACCGUUCCGAAUUCUCCGCCGCACGCUCCACGCGCCUCUGUGCGCGUCCUCCUCCGCCGUCCCCUCCCGGCGUCGGCGGCGAAUUCUCGUCGCUCCCCUACGACGUGCUGGCGAAGAUCGCCGCCUCCUUCGACGACCCCAAUCUCCGCGCGGCGUCGCUGGUGUGUCGCGCGUGGUGCGAGGCGCUGCGGCCGCUGCGGGAGGCCAUGGUGCUGCUCCGCUGGGGGAAGCGCUUCAAGCACGGCCGCCGCGGCGUCCGCCCCAACGUCGACAAGGCCCUAGACUCCUUCACCAAAGCCGCCGUGCGCGGCUCCGCCCUCGCCAUGGUCGACGCCGGCCUCAUCUACUGGGAGCGAGGCGAGAAGCCGAAGGCCAUGGAGUUGUAUCUUAAGGCCGCGGAACUCGGAAAUCCUUCUGCUCAGUGCAAUUUGGGACUUUCCUAUCUCCAAGCUGAACCUCCGAACACUGAGAAAGCUGUGAAAUGGUUACGUAAAGCUUCUGUUUGUGGGAAUGUUCGUGCUCAGUACCAGCUUGCACUUUGUCUGCAUCGAAGUGGUGGGAGGGUCCGUAGCAAUCUGAAAGAAGCUGCUAAAUGGUAUAUGAAAGCUGCAGAGGGUGGGUAUGUCCGUGCUAUGUACAAUAUCUCCUUGUGCUUCUCCUUUGGGGAAGGACUGGCAAGUAAUCAUCAACUAGCAAGAAAAUGGAUGAAGCGGGCUGCAGAUCGUGGUCAUAGUAAAGCUCAAUUUGAGCAUGGACUUGCUCUCUUUUCUGAAGGAAACAUGAUGAAGGCUGUGGUAUACUUGGAACUUGCUACUCGUGCUGGAGAAAAAGGUGCUGCUCAUGUCAAGAACGCAGUUCUUCAUCGGCUUUCAUCAGUUUCACGUGAUCACGCUAUGCAUCUAGCUAACAGUUGGCGCGCAUUGCCAUCAAGUUGACCCAAUCCUUAUGUGGUUUGUGAUGAAGAAGUUGCAUGACCUUGAUCAGUCGUAAGAGUGAGAAGUCAACAAAGAAUGCCUAAGCAUAAAAACAAGGAAAGCAGGAGGAGCUGUCUAAGAAACUGCCUUUGCCUACUAAUCCUGAAUAUAGUGGUUUUCCUAUAAUAUAUAUAUAAAAAAAAACUAGUUGGUGGGCGUUUGUAAAACUAGUUUGUAAAACGCCCUAUUGACUACUUGAAAGUUCCUCUUAAGUUCCCCUUAGAACUGUGCAGGGUAGAAUGUGGUGGGCGUUUUUUGUCAUGAAUGGCAAGUAGAAAAUUGCAACGUCAUACUACUCCAUAUUAUGUAAUGGUUGAAAAGGUUUACCUAGCUGUGUGUCUGACUUUACAAGAGAAUCAGUUUAACCUCCAGUGUUGUUCAAUUCUAAUCUACAAUUAAUUAACCAUGUCCAAUUUUAUGA